This is a messenger RNA of Cuscuta epithymum, 869 nucleotides long. The record is from the annotation of a GenBank genome assembly. NCBI's taxonomy places the organism in Eukaryota, Viridiplantae, Streptophyta, Magnoliopsida, Solanales, Convolvulaceae.
GAAAAGUUUUAUCCGAAGAGACGUACAGAUCAGUCGAAGAAGAUGUUAGCAGUGUUCAGCAAGUCGGUGGCGAAGUGCCCGGAGGCCCUCCAGAGCCCCCGCGACGGACCCUCGGCGCCUACCUCCGCCCUGAAGGACGGUUUCCUGGCCAGCAAAUUCGCGGCCACGAGCUCCGGACCCGUCACGAUCAACCUCGGCGACUCCGGCGUCAUGGCGUAUUCUUCCGGCCGUCAUAACCCACUCCUCCCCAGGUUAUUUGCAGCUGUGGAUGGGUUGUUCUGCCUGUUUCAAGGGCAUAUUGAGAAUGUGGCUCAUCUGAAACAGCAAUAUGGGCUGAACAAGACUUCAAACGAGGUGAUCAUUGUGAUCGAGGCUUAUCGGACAUUGAGAGAUAGGGGUCCUUACCCUGCUGAUCAAGUCGUGAAGGAUUUUCAUGGAAAAUUUUCUUUCGUUCUCUAUGACAGCUCUUCAAAGGCUACCUUCAUAGCAGCUGAUGAGGAUGGAAGUGUGCCAUUCUUUUGGGGAACUGAUUCUGAAGGUGACCUGGUUCUCUCUGAUGAUGCUGACCUUGUGAAGCAAGGGUGUGGGAAAUCUUUUGCACCAUUUCCAAAGGGAUGCUUUUUCACUUCUUCUGGAGGCUUAAGGAGCUAUGUGCACCCGCUACAUGAGCUGAAAGCUGUGCCGAGGGUGGACAGCUCAGGCGAGAUGUGCGGUGCCACAUUCAAAGUUGACUCAGAGUCCAAGAAAGAGAGUACUGGUCUUCCUAGAGUUGGGAGUGCUGCUAACUGGUCUGAGCAUUACUAAAUCAAAGCUCGCCUAAGCUCAUCCCCCAAAUACCCCUUUAGUUUCUCGCCUUUCUCCAAUUGCUG